ACAGUUCUGUGAACCACAUAUCAGGUUUAGCAGCUAUUGGAUAUGUUUAUCAUCUCUUCUCUGAGCUUCAUCACAGUAUAAGACCUGCAGCUCAGACAUGAAACACACACUCAGAUACUCCGCUGUUAUAAACCUGCUCAUCAACACCUUCGCACAAAUUCCCCAUGAAAUCGAUUAUUUUGUAGGCUGCUUUGUGAAUGGCACAACUGAGGUACACUUUGAAUUUGAUGCUGAGGAGAUGUUAUAUGUAGAUUUCUCUACAAAUGAAUUGAUAUACACUAUCCCAACCUUUAUUAAUCCUGAUCCAAGUCAGAUUGUGUCUGGUAUGAGUACUUUCAGAGAUGCUCUGAUUAAUGAAGAUGUGUGCUUAUCCAAAACAAAAAAGGCAGCAAUAAAACUAGAGAAUCAACAAGAAAAACAAGCCUCCCCUGAGAUUACGAUCUAUCCGUCUGAAGAAGUUCAGACAGAGGUUGAAAACAAUCUCAUCUGCUUUGUGAAUAAUUUCUACCCUCCUUCUAUUAACAUCAGCUGGACUAAAAACGGUCACCCAGUGUCUGAGGGGGUGUCACUCAGUAGAUAUUAUCCCCAAAAGGAUCAGACCUUUUACCAGUUCUCAUUUCUGACGUUCACACCGAGUGAAGGGGACAUUUACAGCUGCACUGUGGAGCACUCAGCCCUGGAGACGCCUAAAACAAAGAUCUGGGAACCUGAUGUAGCUGUGAAUGAUCAAAGUCCAGGACCAAAAGUUGUCUGUGGAGUGGGAAUGGUGGUAUUCUUUCUGGGAUUUGGAGCUGGAGUAUUUUUCUUUGUGAAGGCGCAGCGUUGCCAAUGGCAGCUCUGGUGCAUUGUUGUGUAGAUUGUGAAAAUAAGUCUCUAAUGCAGACAACUGAAUUUUUAACUUAAUUUUGAUUUUAAAUUAUCCAAAUUCAAAUGAUGUAAAAUAUAUUAAAAAUAUUUGUUUUCCUGUA
Molecule: messenger RNA, 968 nt
Organism: Betta splendens (Siamese fighting fish)
Lineage: Eukaryota; Metazoa; Chordata; Actinopteri; Anabantiformes; Osphronemidae
Product: H-2 class II histocompatibility antigen, A-U alpha chain-like
Exons: 4
Coding region: 98-856 (252 amino acids)
Biological process (GO): positive regulation of T cell activation; peptide antigen assembly with MHC class II protein complex; antigen processing and presentation of exogenous peptide antigen via MHC class II
Cellular component (GO): membrane; MHC class II protein complex
Molecular function (GO): MHC class II protein complex binding
Source: RefSeq, a predicted model, not a curated record